This is a messenger RNA of Moneuplotes crassus, 1837 nucleotides long. The record is from the annotation of a GenBank genome assembly. NCBI's taxonomy places the organism in Eukaryota, Ciliophora, Spirotrichea, Euplotida, Euplotidae.
GAAUUCUCUAAUAAUCAUGAAAGAAUGGAAACCUAAAGCAUGUAAGUGAACCGUAGUUGUUUGUAGACACUUGGUCCUGAAAAUCUCUGAGAUUGUGAGAAACCAUCAACAACUAGGUAAGAUAAAGACAGAUAUCUUGUCAGUGAAGAACAAUUUGAUGGAGGCGAUUGAAAUUCCUCCAGAAAUCACACAUUCUGCGAGAGGUGUUAGGAAAAGAGCAAAUCCUUUGAAAUCUCUCAACCCAAUCACUUUGGAGAGGGUUGACCAAGAGUCACGCAUGAAUCCGCCAGAUGCGCCAUUACUAAGGGAGUGCACAAAAAUUCAGGACCGGGCCAGAAGGUAUAAAAAGAUCAAAGGAAUCGGGUAUAAGAAUGCAUGAAAAUACUCAGAUAUUGACUCUGUAUUCACCUUCACGUUACACUCAAAACUUCAUAUUUCACUUUCCUCAGAUGUUGACAGCGAGGAAGAUUUUACCAAUAGGCUGCAGGAGCUUGAAAUGGGCACCAAACUAAGAAGGAAAUCAACAAUGGUUUCAACUCUCGGAUUCAAGCCUAAGAGCUCGAAGUUGCCUCUCCAGAGACGUACUAGUAUUGUCAGCAAAUUUCCAAUAGUGCGAAUUCCCAUGAAUGCAAUGAGGAAGAACUCUUGCUUAUCUCCUAUCAAAGAAGAUGAUCAAAGACAGAUCGAAUUCAAUGAUAAAGUAUAUAAUCUCCUUAAGAUAUGUAAUAAAAGAAAGAUUGAUCCAGAGGAAACUGCAGGUGAAGCCUUGCUCUUCCUGAACCAACUUGGCCGCAAACUUCUUGUCAAGCAACAGCAUAUUGUGAACAAUGUCUGCAAACAUGGCAACAUUGAAAAUUUGAAGAUUGAGAGUGUUUCAAGUAAUUUCUCACUCUCCUCUCAGGAAGAGACCGGGAAUACAUCCUUACCUAAAGGAAUGAUGUCUCCAAUAAAAACAAGGAAGCAAAUUCUCAAUACUAAUCUGAACUGUGAGCAGAAGAACACUCUGAACUUAUGGAGAGCCUACAAGGCUGGAGAUCAGCUGUCAAUGAGCUCGGAUAACUCAGAAGGAAAGAGGAACUCCUCUCAGACUCCAGAGAUGAGAGCGGUAUUCUUCCCAAAGGCAUCUCCAAAUGCUAAAUUGGAUGACGCUAAAAGCUGUAGAAAACUCAGCUCAAAGAAAUCUAAGAAAAAGAGAAGAGUCAAAACUAAGAAGCCAAAGGGAUCCAAGAAGGGCAAGAAGAAUGCUGAAGCCAAGCGCAAGAAUAUGGUAUACCUCUCCCAGAAAGUUACUAGUGGAGAGCAGUCACCCAAAAAGAGAAGAGUCCGUAGAAAAGUUAAGACGAAGCAGACCAAGGUCAACCAUCCAUGUAGUAGCAUUGUUGAGAAUUUGAACGACAUCCUUAACAACAUGGAUAACCUGAAGCCCAUUGAAGAGACCAAGUUCAGGAAACCUUCCAUCAGGAAGAUGUCUUGCGAGAUAAUUGGAGAAAAUGAGAUUACUAGUCCAAAGAAGAGUCCCAGAAAAUCUCCAAGGAAGCAAAGAACCAAAAGAAGACUCAAUUCCAAGAGAUCAAUUAAGAAGUUACCCAAGAACAAAGAGAAGAACGCAAAGAACAAUCUGAAGACAAUGAUGGAUAUCUCCAUGAUUGUUGCCAAUCUUGACGAAGUUCUGGCUGAUGAAGACUCAAAAGAGCCAGCGACCACGAGGGCUUCCAUGAGCAAGCUGAAUUCCCAAAACCAUGUCACUCAAAUACCAGCCAAGCUGAUUAGGUUUGGGUCGAUGACUCACUUCUAAUAAACCUAAAAAUACGAAAAUUAGAUUCCUAUUAAAUUUGCA